AUAAAAGAAACAAAGCUGCCUACCACGCAUACAGCGCUUCGUGAAAGAGAAAGAUCGAGCAGAGCAGAGAGCAACAUUUUUGUAAGAAAAAACAGAGAGCAGAGAGGAGUGGGAAGAGCAAGCUAAGCAAUGGCGUCGUCCGCAGCUGCGGUGGUAGCUGAGGCGGAGGGGGAGGAGGUGACCAACAGGCAGGUGAUCCUGAAGCGCUACGUGACCGGGUGCCCCACGGUGGACGACAUGGAGGUGGUCGCCGGCGCCGUGCGCCUGGCCGUGCCGCCGGGGUCGGCGGCCGUCCUGGUCAAGAACCUGUACCUCUCGUGCGACCCCUUCAUGCGCACCCGCAUGACGAGGCACUCCGAGCCCGGCUUCGUCCCCGACUACGUCCCUGGCAAGGUUUUUGUUAUCGUUUCUAUUUCUACAUGCUAUGUAACUGUGUGUCAGGUUCUCGAUACUUGUAAUGUGAGCAAGGUUGUGCUAUCUGGCCACCCGGAUUUCAAGCCCGGCGAUCUUUUGUGGGGUGUGACCGGGUGGGAAGAGUACAGCCUGAUCCCCAACCCAAUGUUCUGUCACAGGAUCAAUCACCACGAAUUUCCACUGUCCUAUUACACCGGCGUUCUUGGUGUGCCGGGCCUUACUGCAUAUGCUGGACUUUUUGAAGUGGGCAAGGCCAGGAAAGGUGAGUAUGUCUUCGUCUCAGCGGCUGCAGGCGCCGUCGGUCAGAUCGUUGGGCAGCUUGCUAAGCUCACAGGCUGCUACGUUGUCGGCAGCGCCGGCUCUGAUCACAAGGUCAAUCUGUUGAAAACAAAGUUUGGCUUCGACGACGCUUUCAAUUACAAGAAGGAGCUGGACCUCAACGCUGCCUUGAAGAGGUGCUUCCCUCAUGGCAUCGACGUCUACUUCGAGAACGUGGGCGGCGCGAUGCUGGACGCCGUCCUGCGCAACAUGCGCCCCCGCGGCCGGAUCGCCGUGUGCGGGCAGGUCUCGCAGUACAACCUGGAGCGGCCGGACGGCGUCGACCUCUUCCAGCUCGUCGGCAAGCACAUCUGCAUGGAGGGCUUCCUGGUGUCCGAGUACGCCGGCGAGUACUACCGCCGGUUCGAGGAGGAGAUGGCGCGGUACCUCAAGGAAGGGAAGGUCGUCUACGUGGAGGAAGUCGCCGAGGGGAUCGAGGCGGCGCCGGCAGCACUCGUGGGGCUCUUCGCCGGCCGCAACGUCGGCAAGCAGGUGGUCGCCGUCGCAAGGGAGUAAUUGAGAUCUCAGACGUUGCGCGCCGUACCAUGCUAUGAGCAUCGACAGAUGGCUUCCCAUUUUACCAAACAUUAUGUUAUGCAUUGCUCAAAUAAAGAUACGUUCGGCACUUGUUCUGGAGAA
Molecule: messenger RNA, 1371 nt
Organism: Panicum hallii
Lineage: Eukaryota; Viridiplantae; Streptophyta; Magnoliopsida; Poales; Poaceae
Product: 2-alkenal reductase (NADP(+)-dependent)-like
Exons: 4
Coding region: 130-1248 (372 amino acids)
Molecular function (GO): 2-alkenal reductase [NAD(P)H] activity
Source: RefSeq, a predicted model, not a curated record